AUGAAAUUCACAAACAUCGUCACUGCUUCAUUAAUUUCUGCUUCAGUCACUCAAGCUGCUGUUAUUCCACAAAGUAAUGAAGACCUUGCUGUUAGAGCAGAUUCUAGUGAUCCUAUUUCUGGACUCCUUGGUGGACUUCUUGGAGGUGGUAGUGGUGCUCCAGCUCCAGCUCCAGCUCCAGCUCCAGCUGCUUCUGGCUCUGCUAUUCCUCAACAAGCUGAAGCCACUGGUGGUGCUGCUCCUCCUGCUGGUCAACAAAGUGCUGCUGCUCCAUCUGAUCCAAUUUCCCAAGUCAUUGGUCUUGUCUCAAACAUUUUAGAAGGUGGGUUCAGUACUAGUGGUGCUUUGUUACACAAUCUCAUUGGUAAAAGAGAUGAUUCUUCUGCUGCUGCUCCAUCUGAUCCAAUUUCCCAAGUCAUUGGUCUUGUUUCUAACGUUUUAGAAGGUGGUUUCAGUACCAGCGGUGCUUUGUUACACAAUCUCAUCGGUUAA
Molecule: messenger RNA, 492 nt
Organism: Candida albicans SC5314
Lineage: Eukaryota; Fungi; Ascomycota; Pichiomycetes; Serinales; Debaryomycetaceae
Exons: 1
Coding region: 1-492 (163 amino acids)
Source: RefSeq, a predicted model, not a curated record